UAGUUCAGGAAUGCCGGUAGGCUAAAGUUUCAAGUACGAUUGGGACAGAGACAGUCAUGUAAGUGGGGACUUGCAGUGAGAUAGAAGAAGAAGAAGAUCCUUCGAGGCGCAUCUUCAUUUACUCAUAGUUCAGUUGAUUCUGCUUCGACUAACCAGUGAGUGUUACAUGCCGACUAAACGCUGUUGCUGCAGUUAUUGCUCAAUAGGACAGAAUAGAUUUUGAAUAACAAUAAAACGCCUUCUUAACAAGUCGCACCCGAAAUCUAGUGAGAUGCAUUGCGCUAGUGCUAACGUGUUGGCCGGUGUAAUAAGCCUACUUCUUUCAAGUUUGCAGUUUAUCUCAGUGAAAGGUCAAUUCCAACAGCCAGGGCCAAGCCCCAGACCGACAGGAGCCGUGGGAUGUCCAGAGAGAAAUGGGCGCUUUACGGUUCCUUCACAAUGUGAUGCCUACAUAGAAUGUGAAGAGGGAAUAGGCCAACAAAAGUUGUGUCCUGAUGGUCUCCUAUUUAACUCAAAGGCCCGAUUUUUUAGCUACCCUUGCCAGUAUCCUGCUGAGGUCGACUGUGAGGGCAGAACUGGAGUGCAGCCAGCUCAACCGACAGCAGAUUGUCCGCAUCAGUUUGGCUACUACAGAGAGGGAGAUGCCAACAACUGUGGCAAAUUCAAGAGCUGCUCAAAUGGAGUCGGUCACAUAUUCGACUGCCCCGAGGGACUGGCCUUCAACGAGCGAUCUCUGCGCUGCGAUUGGCCCGAUCAAGUAGAUACAUGCAAUGCUGAGGCUUUCCUCGGAUUCACGUGUCCGAACGUUGGUCAAGACAACUCUCUGUUUAAUACGGACGGCUACCAGUACUUCAGGAGUCCGUCCAAUUGCCAAAAGUAUUUUCUCUGCAUCAAUGGCCGUCCUCGGCUUUUCAGCUGUGGAGAGGGACAAGCUUUCAACGACCUCAUCAAUUCCUGUGAUGGCUUGGAAAAUGUUACUGGCUGUGGUGCUACAGGCGGUCGCCAGACUUCCUUCGGUUCCCCAGGAUUCAGUCCAAAGCCGAUUAUUGCACCAACACCAACAUUCAGUCCGACACAGAGUUUCGGACAAAAUGCCGGAUUUGGACAGUCUUCUGGUUUUGGCCAGAAUUCUGGAUUCGGAUCAGGAUCUUCAGGAUUCGGACAGAGUUCCGGAUUUGGGUCAGGAUUCAGACAGAACCCUGUAUUCGGACAGAGCUCUGGAUUUGGAGCGGCACCUCAACAGCAGUUCAGUCGCCGGCAACGAUUCAAUGCGCCCUCGCCUUCUUCUUUACAACUGCGUGCCCAGCAUGGCCACGCCCACGCGCAGUCGCAGAGGGCCGACAGUCAGGCGCAGUUCAGAAAUUUCGAUGGUCUGCUGACACUAGGAGGCCCGCAGAGGUUCAACCUGUUCUCCGGCAAUACUUUCGAUAAUAACCUGCGUCGUAAUUGAUUGACAAUAUCCUUCAAAAUAUGUUUUUUGAUUCUCAAAACUCAAUUUGAGAUUAAUUCUACUGAAAUUUAGGUUAUACAAUGCCAUAACGUUUCUGUAAUUAUUGAAAACAUGUUAAUUCAAUUACAGAAUGCCAUCCAAUGGGGAUUUCCGGUUAAGAUAUGGCACAUAUUAUGAGUAACACUCAUCCAAUGCCAGUAAUACUGUAGUUGUAAUACCGUAGAGUAGUCCAUCUAUUUUUGAGUGAUGGUGGUUUUCAUGCUCAUUCCAAGAUACAACAUAAUCAAUCACCUAGAAUUUACUUAACGUCUUCGUUUUAAAGUAGGCCUACUGCAUUUAUAUGGUUAUCUCCAGCCAGUUAAAAUUUAUCCUUAGACAAAUUGUCUCAUUUCCUUUAAACAAAAUUCUCUAUUACAUUAUAGAUCAUUAAAGUCAUCUAUAGCCUAUUUAAAAAGCAAAAUAAAUAGCCUGAAUAUAUGGACGAGAAUUAGCAAGAUUGAUAUCAAUAAUACAGUAGUGAUUGCAUGAACUCUGAAAUAAAGGCAUUAUUAUAUUUUAUGAUAUAGUUGAAAUGAACCGUUUACGAAUGAGGAUUAUACCUGAAUAUUCAGAAUGAAAAAAAUAUUAUGAAGAAAUGCCAUUUAUUAUUAUUUAUUGUGAAAUCUGAUGACAAAAUUGUUCUAUGAAUUAUUAUUGCAUAAUUUUCAAGAUCUGGAAUACUAAAAUACAAACUUGAAUGUGGAGGCAAUACGGAAUAUAUAUUUGAUCAAAAUACAAUCAGAUAGACUACCUAAUUAUUUGGAAUAUUGAAAUUUAUUUUAUCUAAAAAAGAAACUGUAAAAACUCGAGACUUCAUGGUGACAUAUAUACAGGCCUCUCAUGGUAGUUGUUUAAAUUGAAAUAGAAAUUCUUUAUAUGAGAGAAUUUAAUAUUUUAAGUUUAUGAAAGACAUAGCCUACAUGCAGUUUCAGCAAUUACAAUAAAUAAUCUGUUGAACUGAUAUAAUAAGUUACUUGACCAAAAUUGGAUAAAUCGGCUUCAUAUGCGAUAGUUUUGUAAAUUUUGUGAAUAUUGGAGGAAAAUUAAUCAGGAAAGGAAUUUUGUGACAAAUGUCUCAGAGCUUUACUUACUACUAGAACAAUAUUUUGUUCCCAGACCACCAUAACAGUAAUUUGAUAAAAUUUCACGGGUUUGACUUACUUGAAGCACCAAUAAAUUGAAAUUGAUAAAAUAUUAUUGUAUAUUUUGUAUUUGGUUUUUGUGCAAUACAUUAUUUGUUGUAGUCUAUAUGCAACAGACAAACAUUUGUCUGGCCAAUUCAAAAUUUGUGCUGCUUGCAUUUGAGUUUGCUGAAAACUAUUGAUCUAUAAUAAUUAAUUUACACUUCCAAUUUGUAAAUAGUAAUAAUUACUAAUGAUUAUCAUAAAUAUUAGCUAGAGAAAUAAGAUAAAUUUGACUAGAUUGGAUUAAUAAUCACUAUAACUUAUAACCCUGAAUAUCCAUCCACGAGAAGAGAAAAAGGGAUCAGGAUAUUUUCGAAUUAUUAUGAAUUCUAUCACAUUUAAUGUUUCGAUUGGUCAUAUUAUAAUCAUAUUACGUUAUAAUUAUUAUUGUAUCUGUGGGUUAUUCUAUUACAAUAUUGAUACUGAAAAAAAAUUGAUUAUAAUUUGAUUGCGCUUGAUAAAAGUUAAAUUUGUACAAUUAAAAUAGAAAUCAAUUCCAACAGAAGAUAAGUUAUUGUAGAAUGCACUCUGUAUGUUAUUUAUAAAUACAUUUUAACUAGUAAUAGCAAUUACAAAAAAUGUGACUACGUGGUAGAUGAACAAAAAAAACCCAACAAUAAGUGAUAAGUGAUCUUAAUACAAGAAUAUUAAUGAAUUAAACAAGAAUGUUAUUGAGAUUUUUCAGGAUAAGUAGUUUCAAUCGUUUAAUAAUUAUUGGAGCUGUAACAGUUAUUAAAAAUGUACCUACAAUAUACACACAAAUGGUUCAAAUAAAAGGAAAAAUGUAGUAGUGUUGUGAAUAAAGUUUAAGAAUAAUCUAUAUCUAUCAGAAAGUUGAAAUUCAUUUUUGUUUGAGUUAUGAAUAUAAGUGGUGCUGAAUCACUAACACAAUACAAUGUAGUGUGACAGGAACGUAAAAAUAAAAGAGUACUAG
Molecule: messenger RNA, 3607 nt
Organism: Nilaparvata lugens (brown planthopper)
Lineage: Eukaryota; Metazoa; Arthropoda; Insecta; Hemiptera; Delphacidae
Product: protein obstructor-E
Exons: 5
Coding region: 272-1450 (392 amino acids)
Cellular component (GO): extracellular region
Molecular function (GO): chitin binding
Source: RefSeq, a predicted model, not a curated record